GGUUCAGAUUCCAGUUCCUCCUCCUUCUCCGUGUGUGUGUGUGUGGGGGGGGCAGCAGAGCGAGGACUGUCAGCUGCUGGGAGAACUGGAAGUUUUAGUCAAACACUACGAGAGGAAACCAGAGAAAACUGCAGCUACCACAGUAUUGUUCUCUUCUUCAGUCUCGGUGUGGCGAUAAAUUAAAUCAUGGGGACCAACGACCUGAACAUGACCUCUGACCCCGCGAGGCCUCCCGCCCGGCGCUGGAGUCCCUUCAACAGCAUCAAGUUCUUUGUGUUUUGCCACAGUUUGCUGCAGCUGGCGCAGCUGUUGGUGUCGGGCUACAUGAAGAGCUCCAUCUCCACCAUCGAGAGACGCUACGGCCUCUCCAGCCAGAAGUCUGGGCUCCUGGCUUCUUUCAACGAGGUGGGGAACACGGUCCUUAUUGUGUUCGUGAGUUUCUUGGGGAGUCGAGUCCACCGGCCGCGGUUCAUCGGCGGCGGCGCUCUGCUGGCCUGCCUCGCCUCGCUGCUGAUAGCGCUGCCGCACUUCCUGGGCGGACCGUACGACUACACCGACCGCAUCCGCUCCUCCAGGGACAACAGCUCUGGCCUCUGCCAAUCAGAGAGCCCCCUCGGCGCCUCGCCGUCCAAUCAGACCUGCAGCCAGCAGGAGAGCGGCACCCAUCGGGGCGUGUACCCUGUGCUGCUGCUGGGGCAGCUGCUGCUGGGCAUCGGAGCCGUCCCCAUCCAGCCAUUCGGCAUCUCCUACAUCGACGACUACGCCUCCAAGAAGAACUCGCCGCUCUACCUCGGGAUCCUCCUCGCUGUGACCACCAUCGGCCCGGCCUUCGGCUUCAUCAGCGGCUCCCUCAUGCUGCGCAUUUACGUCGACUUUGACAAGUUAUCCAAAGAGCAGAUGGAGUUGGAGCAUUCGGACCUGCGUUGGGUUGGAGCGUGGUGGCUCGGCUUCCUGCUGGCUGCCUGCCUCCUGUUCCUCGCGGCGCUGCCGUACCUCUUCUUCCCCAGAGACAUGCCCAAAGAGGAUGGAGCCCAGGACGAGGAGCUCAGACCAGACAGCAAGCAGCAGCAGCAGCAGCAGCAGCAGGCCAGCCAGCCCCCCGAAACCUCUCUCCUUCACUUCCUCAAAAGUUUCCCCCGUAUCGCCCUGAGGACCCUGCGUAGUCCGGUCUACCUGCUGGUGGUUCUGGCCCAGGUCAACCUGGCGGCGCUGCUCGCCGGCCUCGCCACCUUCAUGGCCAAGUUCAUCGAGAGACAGUUCACCCAGACUGUCUCCUUCUCCACCAUGAUGAUAGGAGGGGUCUGCAUCCCGCUGGCGGUGCUGGGCACCGUUCUGGGGGGGGUCCUGAUGCGGAGGUUGAAUAUUUCGGUCAGCGGGGCCAGUAAGUUGUGCACCGGCGCCAUCCUGCUCUGCUUGUUCUCCUCCACGCCGCUGCUGUUCAUGGGCUGCUCCACCCAGAAUGUCGCCGGGGUCUUUCCUCACAGCAGUAGUGCGUUGGCGUGCAGCGCUGCCUGUGGCUGUCCUCAGGAAGCCUUUAACCCAGUCUGCGGUUCUGACGGCGUUGAGUUCAGGUCUCCGUGCCACGCCGGCUGUAUCGCCAUGGAGACAGAUACCAACAACAAAACAAAAAACUACAUAGGGUGUGCGUGUGUGAGCGGCCUGGACUCUGCCUCUCCCGGUACGUGCGGUAGCGGCUGCUCCAACCUGCUCGUCCCGUUCGUGUCUCUGCUCGGCGUCACCAGCUUCAUCGCCUCCUUCUCCCAGACGCCAUCUUACAUCAUGAUCCUCAGGACGGUGUCUGCCGAGGACAAGUCUCUCGCCGUGGGGGUCCAGUACAUGCUGUUCAGAGUGCUCGCGUUCAUGCCCGGCCCGGUGUUGUAUGGCAGCAUCAUCGACACCACCUGCAUCCUGUGGGGCAAGAAGUGCGGCAGGAAUACUUCCUGUCAGUACUACAACCUGGACCACUUCAGACAGAGGUUUCUGGGUCUGCAGGUGGUGUUUGUGUGCGGCGGCCUGCUCUGCUUCCUGCUGACCGUGGUGGUGUUGCGGCGCCGGGCCGGACACCAGGAGCCGCCACCGCCACCGGUGGGGAGUAAAGUUGGCUACGAGCUCGUGGACGCUUCGUCUGAAGAGAAAGAACCGCACGCCAUCAAGAGCUGAGGAGACAACACGCUACACGAGGAGAGGACGCCGAGAGGCUGAACGAGGAGAGAAACGAGAGGAAGGCAUCUCCUCGCUAUCUGCUAGCUGUCUGUCCCCUGAACACACUGUAAAAAACAUCUCCUCACUAUCUGCUAGCUGCCUGUCCCCUGAACACACUGUAAAAAAUAUCUCCUCACUAUCUGC
This is a messenger RNA of Perca fluviatilis (European perch), 2346 nucleotides long. It is a transcript of the gene slco2b1, whose product is annotated as solute carrier organic anion transporter family, member 2B1. Gene Ontology annotation, biological process: transmembrane transport; bile acid and bile salt transport; sodium-independent organic anion transport. The coding region runs from base 187 to 2160 and encodes 657 amino acids. Gene Ontology annotation, molecular function: bile acid transmembrane transporter activity; protein binding. The transcript is spliced from 15 exons. NCBI's taxonomy places the organism in Eukaryota, Metazoa, Chordata, Actinopteri, Perciformes, Percidae. Gene Ontology annotation, cellular component: membrane. The record is from RefSeq and is a predicted model, not a curated record.